CAGCCCCCGCCGAUGACGUGGCGGCCGUGCCCCUGGAGGACGGGGCGCUGGGUCGGCCGUGACCGUGCGCUCGGCCCCGGUCCCUUCCGCUCCCGUCUGGCCGGGGGCGGCCGGGACGCUGGCACUCCACGUUGCUCCGGAGCUCAGGCAGGGGGGCAGGUCGCACACCAGGCCAGUGGCUGACCCCGAGCCUCCACGUGGCACAGGGGCCCUCAGGACGAAUGGCCACGAUGGGCAGGCUGCUUGGCCUGCUGCGGCGGCACGUGCUGACAGGGUCUGCUCUGGCGCGCCGAGGCCUGCACACGUCCUCCCGGCAGGCUGACAGCAGCAGAGCCUCGCUCACGCGUGUGCACCGACAGACCUACGCACGCCUCUACCCUGUGCUGCUGGUCAAGCAGGACGGCUCCACCGUCCACAUCCGCUAUCGGGAACCACGACGAAUGCUGGAGAUGCCCGUGGACCUGGACACCCUGUCCCUGGAGGAGAGGCGGACGCGGCUCCGGAAACGCGAGACCCAGCUCAGAAAGAAAGAGGAGGAGAAGCCAGAGCUCAGUGACGACUUUGACGAGGAGCGGUACAAGCGGUUUUGGACAAAAAAGUGACCUGCCCGGAAGCUGCCCUGGGCGGGGAGGGUGUGUCUUUAAAUGGUGUGUUCACAAA
Zalophus californianus (California sea lion) is the source of this 660-nucleotide messenger RNA. RefSeq names its product mitochondrial ribosomal protein L55 (gene MRPL55). Gene Ontology annotation, biological process: translation. Gene Ontology annotation, molecular function: structural constituent of ribosome. Gene Ontology annotation, cellular component: mitochondrial large ribosomal subunit. The transcript has 4 exons. Lineage: Eukaryota; Metazoa; Chordata; Mammalia; Carnivora; Otariidae. The record is from RefSeq and is a predicted model, not a curated record. Bases 222 to 602 code for a protein of 126 amino acids.